AUGGCAAAGUGGGUUAUUGUUGAUGAAGAACUUCGCCAAUACCUUUGUGAAAGCAAUGAAUCAAGCUUAGAUUUAUCCUCUGAUAGUGAAGAAGAAUUUACUAAUGAAGUCACAAUUGAUGAUUUAUCCGAUAAUAAACAAACAAAUGUACCAAGUACUUCGCAACAUGCUGUUAGUUGGCCAGAAGAGCUACUGGAGACUGAAAAUAGCUGGAACAAUCUUGAAUCACUCUACAACUUCAUUAAUGACGCUAACUUGACUUAUUCAAACGUUAGCGAUACUGACAUUAUCUUUCAGAAUAGAUAUUAUGAUGAAACAAACCUGAAUAGCAAAAUAAUCAAAGUCAAUAAUUCGGGUCCCUCAGUAGUGUUUUCAAGAUGGAAUCGUGGGAAUACCACUUUCAAUUUUACGUGGCCCAUAAAAAAGGUAGCUGAAAUGGAAGGAGAUAUUAUCUUGGGAGGUCUGAUGAUGAUACACGAGCGAGAUGAUUCCCAAAUCUGUGGUUCCAUAAUGCCACAGGGUGGUGUUCAGGCCCUAGAGUGUAUGUUGUACACCUUAGACUGGGUAAACAAUCAAACCUUUCUUCCAGGCAUCCGGCUUGGGACAUACAUUCUGGACGACUGUGACAAAGAUACGUAUGGUUUGGAGCAGUCGGUCGAUUUCAUUAAAGGUUCUAUAAACAACAUAAAUGACGGAACAUAUCGGUGUCCUAAUGGCUCUAAUCCACUCAUUCGUCAAAAAGUAGUCUCUGGAGUACUAGGGGCAGCCUCUAGUGUCACAUCUAUCCAAGUGGCUAAUCUACUGCGACUUUUCAAGAUACCACAAGUGAGUUUCUUCUCCACUAGUCCGGAACUCAGCAACAAGCAACGUUUCGAGUAUUUUCUGAGGACUGUGCCUUCUGACACCAACAAGGCUCAAGCUAUGGUGGAAAUUAUUAAACAACUAUCCUGGACAUACAUCUCUAUUUUAUAUGAAGAAUCAACUUACGGAAUCAAAGCUUUCAACGCUUUAGAAGAACUCCUUGCCCAGAACAAGAUAUGUAUUGCAGUGAAAGAGAAGCUUACUAAAGACUCGGGAGUAGCUUCCGAAGGUGUUUAUGACAAGAUUGUUCGCAACUUAUUGUCAAACCAGCGAGCCCGAGGGGUGGGAUUUGCUUGUAAGCCCAAAAAGUUUCGAAAAGAAGAUUUCAUUGCAGAAGUGGAAACAGGUCUGAACAAAAUUAAGGAUAUUGGUGAAGCGAAUAUCAUUAUAGCUGAACGUAAAGAGUUAAUCAGUUUGGAGAAAAAUGAAGUUCAGAUCUUAAAGUCAUUAAAUAAUUUGGAUAUUGUAAUGUGUAUAGCUGAUAAAGGUGGUCAAAUAGUUAACCAAAAUAAAGAGGACUAUACUAAGAAUGUUGAACAGUUACUAAACGAUGGUAUAUAUGAAAAGGUUAAAACCAACCCCCUUAACAGGCAUCAUGGUUGGUUCCAAGUAGUUGUGUAA
Messenger RNA from Limulus polyphemus (Atlantic horseshoe crab), 1482 nucleotides. Its product is annotated as metabotropic glutamate receptor 8-like. NCBI's taxonomy places the organism in Eukaryota, Metazoa, Arthropoda, Merostomata, Xiphosura, Limulidae. The record is from RefSeq and is a predicted model, not a curated record. Gene Ontology annotation, biological process: G protein-coupled receptor signaling pathway. Gene Ontology annotation, cellular component: membrane. Gene Ontology annotation, molecular function: adenylate cyclase inhibiting G protein-coupled glutamate receptor activity. The coding region runs from base 1 to 1482 and encodes 493 amino acids. The transcript has 6 exons.